Messenger RNA from Diospyros lotus (date-plum), 2804 nucleotides. RefSeq names its product zinc finger CCCH domain-containing protein 24. Gene Ontology annotation, molecular function: RNA methyltransferase activity; metal ion binding; RNA binding. Gene Ontology annotation, biological process: RNA processing. The transcript is spliced from 14 exons. Lineage: Eukaryota; Viridiplantae; Streptophyta; Magnoliopsida; Ericales; Ebenaceae. The record is from RefSeq and is a predicted model, not a curated record. The coding region runs from base 177 to 2639 and encodes 820 amino acids.
AAGGUAAUUGGGCCGGCCCAGUUGGCUGUGUUGGCAAUUUCUCGUUUUCUUGACUCGUGCGGAACAUAGACGUGGCGAGUGUAGUUCGGAGGGAAAUCCAAAUCGCUUUUACUACUACGGCAAACCAGAGACAAAAAAGAAACUGAACUGAGCCUUACACGGUGUUCUAUCCGCCAAUGGCCGCAACUUCAACUGACCAAACCCUAAACCCUCCCCUCCAAGACCCCCGCCCCGCCGGCCCACCUGUCGAAGCAGCACCGCCCUCCACGGUGGACGGCGUCGAACCAGGCGAGAAGCGAAAGCGAGCGGAGAACGAAAACGAUGCGGGAGGAGGAGGAGAAGGUCGGGAUCGCCUGUGGAAGACGAGCCUCUGCUCAUACUUCCGGCGUUCGAACGGCGUGUGCAGACAUGGCGAGGGCUGCCGGUACGCCCACGGCGAGGCGGAGCUCCGGCCCCGACCCGAUACCACGUGGGAUCCGACUUCCGAGCGGGCAAAGGAGAUGUUGAAUGCCGACGACGAUGCUGAGGAGAAGUCGAAGCCAGUGGGCGACGCCGUUGAAGGAGUUGGCGAUGUUCUGAUGACGGACGCUCUGGAUGACGACUCUUCCGACCCCGCUCUAUCGAAGUGCUUGGUGAAUCUCCCCAUGAAGUGGACUGCGGACAAAUUGAGGGCUUUUCUUGCCGAGCAGGGUGUUGUCUAUAAAUCAGCCAAGAAAAAAAAAGGGAUGAGUGUUGGUUUUGUGAAUUUUGAAAGUGCACAACAAGUAGAGAGGGCAACAGAGGAGCUGGAUGGAAGAUCUGUUGGCAACAAGAAUUUAAAGCUUGCAGAUGUUAUUCCCCGGUCAUUUGAGAAGAAAAUUAAAUCAGCUGUAUCUGCAUCUUCAAACAGCUGCGAAGAUGUUGAUACAAAUGAUGAUGGUUCAAAACCUGAUUCUUCUGCUUUGAAGGCAAAAAGUGCCCGUGAUGUAGUGACUCCACUUGCAUAUAUGCCUUACAUUGAUCAGCUGGAGCACAAGAAGAACAAUCUCAUGCAAACUCUCAAAAAACUAACUAGGAAUGCACGCAAAGCUUGUCCUCACGGUGUUUCGCUUCCUGAUUGGAUUCUUGAAUCUAAAGAAAUAGGCGGUCUUCCAUGCAAAUUUGAGGGUAUAGUUGAAUCCCCUCUCAUAAAUGGGUACCGGAACAAAUGUGAAUUUUCAGUUGGAUAUUCUAUACAAGGAAAGCCAACUGUAGGGUUUAUGCUUGGGAACUUUAGAGAGGGUGUGACAGCUGUUGAAGAACCUACAGACUGCCCAAAUGUUUCUAGAAUUGGCUGCAAAUAUGCUACAAUCUUUCAAGAGUUUCUAGAAAAUUCAGCAUUACCAAUUUGGAACAGAUUGAAUAACACUGGAUUUUGGCGCCAGUUAACUGUACGGGAAGGACGCUCUUCAAGCAAGGUUGCCGAUUUCCAAAACUCUGAGGGAAAAAAUUCAGAGGUCAUGCUCAUUGUUCAGGUUUGCACACUGGGCUUUGAGGAUGGAAUAAUUAACAGGGAAUUUGAGAGGAUGGCUCAAGCAUUUUCUCUCGGAGCUUCUACUGAUUCUUUACCCCUGACUGCCUUAUUAGUUCAGGAUCACCAGGGGAUAUCAAAUGCAGCCCCAGCAGAUGCUCCUUUGCGUUCACUUCCUAUUCCUAAAGCGGAAAAUCACCCUGGACAGGAGGCAGCAAAUGAUGGGGCAGAAGCAAGGAUUCAUGACUACAUAAGCAAUCUUUGUUUUUGUAUAUCUCCAACAGCUUUUUUUCAAGUAAACACACUUGCUGCAGAGAAGCUAUAUUCGCUUGCUGGGGAUUGGGCUGGUUUAGGUCCUGAUACCUUGCUUUUUGAUAUAUGCUGUGGGACUGGAACAAUUGGCCUUACAUUAGCUCAUUGUGUUGGUAAGGUCAUUGGCAUUGAAAUGAAUGCUUCUGCUGUUUCCAGUGCUACAAGGAAUGCUGAAAUCAAUGGCAUCAAGAACUGUAGCUUCAUAUGUGCAAAGGCUGAGGAUGUGAUGGGAUCUCUCUUAAAGCAGCACCUAAAUUCACCUCAGAAACAAGAUAGAAAUGUCGAUUCCUCUGAAAGCAACUGUGAAGAACCUAAAUAUAUUGAAAAGAACAUUGCCCCCUUGGACAAUUUAGUAGAUUGUGAAGAUAGGACAAGCCUUGAAGUUGAAAAUGAUGGAAAUGCAUCUGUGUGCGUUGAAAGUAGUAGCCAAGGACCUGGUGACCAAUCUCAGAACAACUGCACUUCAGAAAACAGUACCCCUUCGGUGCAGCAAUUCAAAAAUGUUGUUGCUAUUGUUGAUCCUCCACGUGUUGGACUUCAUCCUACUGUGAUCAAAGUUCUGAGGACUCAUCCACGUUUACGGAGACUUGUGUACAUUUCCUGUAAUCCUGAAAGCUUAGUUGCAAAUGCUAUUGAACUCUGCACACCAUCUGCUGACAAAAUCGAGAAAGGGAACAAGAACAACAGGGGAUGGAGGCACAUGAGCAGUGCUGGCUUGGCACGGCAUAGGGCCAAAUCUAUGCCCAACUCAGAGCCUUUUCGACCCGUCAAAGCCACGGCUGUCGAUCUUUUCCCUCAUACUCCACACUGUGAGCUGGUAAUGCUUCUGGAGAGGUAAACAAAAUAAUUAUAUUCAGAGAUGACUUUUAUUUAACGUUCUUGCUUAAAAAUUUUGUACUUUUUCUUGUUCUUUCUUACUAUGUAGUUCCUUUUCAACCCAAUGGUCUCCAGACCUGGGAAGUUGUAUUUCUACUGAAAUUAAAAUAAAGCGAUUAUUCAAUGA